UGUGGAGGAGCGGUAAACUGUCGACACGAACAAGUGCCUUAGAUUAAGAUUACAUUUUAAAGCAAAUGUGUACUGUACGCAGAAAAUAUCACAAGUAGGCACCGAGCAAGGGCUUCGCAUAGAACACCUGAUAAUGAAAACCUUUACGACGUAGUCAACUAAGCUGCAAGUAUUCCGGGUAGCCGUCGGCAACUGUACAGAAAACGUUUCAGGCGCGAAGAAGAGCUGUUUGCUUUCUACAAAAGUUGAGACAAACAUGACAUCUUCACUGGUAGUUCCAGUUAUCGAUGUCCAAAAUGACAAUUUCAAAAACCUUUGGCCGGCUAUGAUAGUGGCCAUUAAAUCGUCCUCCUUCGUUGCACUGGACACGGAGCUGAGUGGUCUUGGAAACAGGAAAUCCUUGCUGGCUGAAUCUAUAGAGGACAGAUAUAAAGCCAUAUGCCAUGCAGCCCGCUCUCGCUCCAUUCUCUCCCUGGGAAUUGCCUGUUACAAGAAACAGGACUGCAAGGCUGCGGACACAUACCUGGUCCAGGUGUAUAACCUCACCCUGCUGUGUUCAGAGGAGUACAUCAUAGAGCCCCAGUCAGUGCAGUUCCUGGUACAGCAUGGAUUUGACUUUAACAAGCAGUACGCUCAUGGAAUCCCUUACUGCAAGGGCAAUAAUAAGGGAGGAUCAGACGACAAAGGAGUCCACAUCCGGGCCUUGUUCACUGAACUGCUGCGUGCCAGGAAACCCCUGGUGCUCCACAACGGCCUCAUCGACAUGGCCUUCCUUUACCAGAGUUUUUAUGCUCAUCUGCCAGAACGCUUGGCCACCUUCACAGCCGACCUGUCUGAAAUGUUUCCUGCUGGCAUCUAUGACACCAAAUAUGUCACUGAAUUUGAGCUCCGACUCACUGCCUCCUACCUGGAGUAUGCCUAUAAAAAAUGUAAACUGGAUAACAGUCGCAGUGUGACCUCUGGCGGGACCGGGCCUCACGUUCAUGUAGAGUUCUGUCAGUACGCCAGUCACAUGUCCAGCUAUGUGGACUACAGAGUGUGUCCAGCUGUGGCAUCUCCUGAGGGACAGACUGACAUCUGCCAGCGCUUCUCUGCGUUUGGCUGGUGUCCAAACGGUACCCAGUGUCCAUUAUCCCAUGACACUGACCUCAUCAUCCUCCAGGAUGAGAAAGGAAUGGGGGAUAAGAGAAAAAAGAGGAAGAGACAAAGAGAGAGGAAGAGAGGCGGGGGUGUGGCAGCAGAGGACUCCUCCAUCUUUGGUGGGGCCCCUGAAAAUAAAAUACCCCAUAUGGAGGUGGAUCCAGAAGAAACACGAGGAGACCAGCAACGGACUGAUCCAUGCCUAGAAACCAGGCCUCUAAUGGACAGUGACGGAAACACCCAGCAGAACGAAGGAGAGAACAUGAGAGCAGACAGCGAGGGAAACGGGGUGUGUGAAGACAACACAGACUUCAGAAAAUCAACCACCACAACUCACGAUGACGCAAUCACAACAAGCACCACAAACGAUGGUGUCGAAAGAACAGAAGGCGGAGGAAGAGAGAAGUGUAUUGACAACCCAUCUAAGACUGACGAUCAGAAGAAGGCGGCGGAUGCAGGAACGCAUCGGGCAGGGUUUGAUGCCUUCAUGACGGGGUACAUCUUCGCCUACUCAUGUACCCUUGUCAAAAAGGACGGAGUGGGAGGUGUAGAGGAGAAGGAGGACCAGAAGGAAGAUGAGCAGACUCGGCUUCCUGCUUGUCUCAAUAAGGUCUACCUCAGCGGCAAGGCGGCUCCGCUCAACGUGGUGAAAAGCACCUUCUCCAAAUCAUCCAAGGCCCAUGUGCAGAAGAUGGAGAUGGUGUGGGGAGGGGCGCUGUAGUUUGCACAUAGCAGGACAGUUAUAGUGUAUACAUGUGCUACUUUGGUCCUGAUCAAUUGACAUUCAUGGUUCCCAGAGGAUGAAUAUUUGUUUUUGGUUUUUCUUUUCCUCUGCCACCACCAUGAGGUUGACAUUUUUGUUUUUUAAUAAAAUAUCUUAAUUAUUGGAUAGAUUGGCAUGGCACUUUUCCUCUUGUGCCAUCAGGUCAAAAUUUUUAUUUGUCCAUUACUUUGAUUUUUGAUCAAAUACCUAUUCCAGUCAGCUUCAUUUGCACUUUGAGUUUAGGGCUUAUUAGCAUGCUUUCAUGCUAAAGUAAGGUGAACAUGCUAAACAUUAGCAUGGUAGCAUUGUCACUGGGAGAUGUAAGCAUGCUGACAUUAGCAGUUAGCUCAAAGCACCGUCAUGCAUUAAUACAGUCUCAGAGCUGUUAGCACGGCUGUAGUCUUAGACUUGUUUCUGGUGUGUGCUGAUCAUUACACUCUCACAGAGCCACCGGCAUGCCGCUGAUUUCCGUUGACUGUUUGGGAAUAAGAUAAAGAGUCAGGGGCAAUGGUCAGCUCAUGUUCAUGGCAAACAUAUUUGACAGUGUGGACAAUUUAGGUAGAUUAAAAAAAAGUGUCAUGUUUUUUCAGCCAUUUUCUGUUUCUGUUAACUGCAAAAAAAAAUAAAAAAUGCUUUUGUAAAACCAGAUGUAAGUUGCAGUGUAGAGGCACCUGUUUUAAUUUAGUUAACUAGUAUUUCUAGGUUUCUCUGGAAGCAGCCAAAAUGAGACAUUUGAUAUGCAUUCAUCCCACAAUUCAGAUUUUGUAAUAUCAAUAUGAAGUUACCUCUGGAAAAUAAACUCACACU
Chelmon rostratus (copperband butterflyfish) is the source of this 2710-nucleotide messenger RNA. RefSeq names its product target of EGR1, exonuclease (gene toe1). The coding region runs from base 257 to 1861 and encodes 534 amino acids. Gene Ontology annotation, biological process: snRNA 3'-end processing. Gene Ontology annotation, cellular component: cytoplasm; Cajal body. NCBI's taxonomy places the organism in Eukaryota, Metazoa, Chordata, Actinopteri, Chaetodontiformes, Chaetodontidae. The transcript has 8 exons. Gene Ontology annotation, molecular function: metal ion binding; snRNA binding; 3'-5'-RNA exonuclease activity. The record is from RefSeq and is a predicted model, not a curated record.